GUGGGAAACCAACAUACAGCAUCGAAGAUAUCUUGAGACGAGAAGGACGACUAAAACUUAUGAAGAGCACAUGUGAGCAAGAUGAAGAGUGUUUUCGUUCUUGCCGAAAAAGUCUGGGCUGGUUCAAACCUGUUGUAUCGAUGGCAAAAGAGUCUUGGCAAUUACAUUGCUGUUGCUGGGCAGGACAACUCUGUCAAAAUAUAUGAUCGACAUGGGCACAAGUGGACUGAACUCAGUCUCCCAGGGCGCUGCGUCGGAAUGGACUGGGAUAAGGAUGGAGAUAUUCUGGCAGUGAUAGCUUCAAAAUCAAGCUCCAUCUUUUUGUGGGAUGCCAGCGUGAAUAAAACGACUCAGAUAGACAGCGGCAUGAAAGAUCAGAUGUCCUUUAUUUUGUGGUCAAAGACUGGUCCCCUUCUGGCUGUCGGUACAGUCAAGGGAAACCUGUUGAUCUACAAUCAGCAGACUUCACGCAAGGUCCCUGUGCUGGGUAAGCACACAAAAAAGAUCACUUGUGGAUGCUGGAGUUCUCAGAACUUACUGGCUCUGGGAAGUGAAGACAACACUCUGAGUAUCAGCAAUCAUGAAGGGGACACUGUCCGACAGACGACCCUCCGUGGGGAGCCUGCUGACAUUUACUUUUCAGUCAUGAAGACGGAUGAGAGAUCUGCUCAAGGGGAAAGCACAGUCAGUGUGUCUGUCGACAAGAAGAUAUUGAUGCUUUUCAACGUGAACGACCCUGAAAAUCGGAUCGAGUUGGCCUUCCAGCCCCUCUAUGGGAACAUUGUUUCCUACCGCUGGUAUGGUGAUGGGUAUAUUCUCAUUGGCUUCUCCCAUGGAUACUUUGUGGUUAUCUCCACUCAUAUCAGGGAGAUUGGAAAUGAGCUCUAUCAGGCUCACAACCAUAAAGAUUGUCUUAACAGUGUGGCAAUCUCAUCAGCACUAAACAAGGCUGCUUCCUGCGGGGACAACAGUAUCAAAAUCCACGAGCUGUCUGAUCUCAAAGAUAUCAGCAAUAUUGUUCAGUUGGAUGAUGAGACUAAAGGUCUGGAUCAGUUGAACUGGACAGAUGAUGGCCAGCUGUUGGCCAUCUCCACACAGAAAGGCACUCUUCACGUCUUUCUUACCAGGCUGCCCAUCCUGGGCGACAGCUUCGGUACCCGGCUGGCUUACCUCACCUCGUUACUGGAGGUCACAGUUUCCAACCAAGUGGAGGGGGAGAGCACAGUGGCCAUACAAGUGGAAGUGGAGCCCUCCGUCAUCGCGGUGGGACCUUAUCAUGUGGCAGUGGGGAUGAACAACAGAGCCUGGUUUUAUGCCCUAACAGAUGAAAAACCAGGUUAUCAGAAACUGAAGGAUGUUGAGUAUUUGGGGACAAUAGUCAGCUUGUGCCUUAACUCUGACUAUGCAGCAGCGCUGUUUGAGGGGAAAGUGCAGCUGCACAUGAUUGAAGGUAAAGACCACGACGAGAAAAAGCAAAUGAAGCUUUUUCCAGACGAUGAGAGGAAAGGUCGGAUCCUCUGCCACGCCCUCACCGCUGACUUCCUCUACUACGGCACCGAUUCAGGAAACGUUGUGUGUGUCAUGGUGGAGGACUGGGAGACGGUGAGCAGCUACAGUCACUCCGUCGGCGUGAGGAAAGUCUUCCCGGACGUGAAUGGCACGCGGGUCGUCUUCAUCGACAACAAGAACAGCGGCUUCCUGUUUUCCCCUGCGAAUGCGACCGUCUCCUGCUUUGAGCUCCCCAACUUCUCCCCCACCAUCACAGGAGUGCUGUGGGACAACUGGCACGCGGACAGAGGAGUGUUUGCAGCGUAUGACGACGACAAAGUCUACACCUACGCGCUACAUAAAACCACAAUAUAUGGUCCGCAGGUGGUCGUGGUGGGAAGCACUCCACUACUCUUUUCCCAGAAGCCUUUGCUGUUGUACAACGGCGAGCUGACUUGUCAGACUGCGAGCGGGAAGACCAGCGACGUCACUUUGAGCACUCACUCCUUCCUCAAGCACACGACCGGCAAAUCAAUGGAUUCACCGCAGGAGCUCAGCAAGCAGAUCGGCCAGGCUGUCCUGCUGAAAAGAUUUCAAGAGGCGUGGGAUCUGUGUAAGGCAGCAGGCGCUGACGAUGACUGGGCAGAAUUAGGAAAAGCCUGCUUGAUCCACAUGGAGGUGGAUUUGGCCAUCCAGGUGUAUCGUAUGAGUGGCAACGUGGGCAUGGUCCUGUCACUGCAGGGCAUCCAGGGAAUAGAGGACAUGAAGUUACUUGCAGGACAUUUAGCCAUGUUUCUGUGUGACUACAACCUGGCUCAGGACCUUUACCUGUCCUCCAGCUGCCCGCUCGCUGCCCUUGAGAUGAGAAGAGACCUGUUGCACUGGGACAGCGCUCUCAUGCUGGCCAAGAGGUUAGCAGAGGACCAGAUUCCAUUUAUAUCCAAAGAAUAUGCUGGACAUCUGGAGUUUACUGGGGACUAUUUGAAUGCAUUGGCUCACUAUGAGAAAGGAAUGACUCACAAUAAUAAAUUCCAGGAUCAUGAUGAGGCGUGCCUGGCCGGUGUUGCCAGGAUGUCCAUCAGAAUGGGCGACAUCCGGAAAGGAGCCGCUCAGGCUCUCCAGCACCCGAGCAGAGUCCUCAAGAAGGAGUGUGGAGCCAUCCUGGAGAGCAUGAAGCAAUACUCUGAAGCGGCCCAGCUCUAUGAAAAAGGCCAGUAUUACGACAAGGCUGCGUCUGUCUACAUCCGUUGCAAGAACUGGGCGAAGGUGGGGGAGUUGCUCCCAAAUGUCUCCUCUCCUAAGAUUCACCUGCAGUAUGCGAAGGCCAAGGAGGCGGACGGCAAGUAUAAGGACGCAGCACAGGCCUACGAGAGCGCCAAAGACUGGGACAACGUCAUCCGGGUGUUGCUCGACCAUCUCAACAACCCUGAGGACGCCGUUCGUAUCGUCAGGGAAACGCAGAGCAUCGACGGAGCAAAGAUGGUUGCCAGGUUCUUUCUGCGUUUGAAUGACUACGGCUCAGCGAUCCACUUCCUGGUUCUGUCUCAAUGCAACGAUGAAGCCUUCCAGCUGGCUCAGCAGCACGGACAGAUGGAGGUUUAUGCAGACAUCAUCGGCUCCGAGGCCACGCAGGAGGACUACCAGAGCAUCGCUCUCUACUUCGAGGGAGAGAAGAAACACCUACUGGCCGGGAAGUUCUUCCAGAAGUGUGGACAGUACAGCCGAGCCCUGAAGCAUUUCCUCAAGUGUCCCAGCACCGAGGACAGCCUGGCCAUCGAGAUGGCCAUCGAGACGGUGGGUCAAGCCAAGGAGAGCUCUUUGACCAACCAGCUGAUUGAUUACCUGAUGGGAGAAAGUGAUGGGAUGCCGAAGGACGCAAAGUAUCUCUUCCGGCUGUACAUGGCUCUGCAGCAGUACAGGGAGGCGGCUCGCACCGCCAUCAUCAUCGCCAGAGAGGAGCAGUGUGCAGGAAACUACCGCAAUGCUCAUGACGUGCUGUUCAGCAUGUACACGGAGCUGCAGGCUCAGAAAAUUAAAAUCCCUGCGGAGAUGGCGACCAACCUGAUGAUUCUCCACUCAUACCUGCUGGUCAAGAUCCAUGUGAAGAGAGGAGACCAUCUGAAAGGGGCUCGCAUGCUCAUUCGUGUCAGCAACAACAUCAGCAAGUUUCCUGCUCAUGUUGUUCCCAUUCUGACGUCGGCAGUCAUCGAAUGUCACCGUGCUGGACUGAAGAACUCCGCUUUCAGCUUCGCCGCCAUGCUGAUGAGGCCGGAGUACAGAAACGACAUUGAUCCAAAGUACAGGAAGAAGAUCGAGGCCAUGGUUCGGCGUCCAGACACGUCGGAGCUGGAGGAGGAAACCACUCCCUGUCCUUACUGCGGCUUCCAGCUGCCACAGAAUGAGCUGCUGUGCAUCUCCUGCAAGAACAACCUGCCGUACUGCAUCGCCACGGGUCGUCACAUGCUGAAAGAGGACUGGUGCAUCUGCCCUCACUGUGAAUUCCCUGCUCUCUACUCCCAGUUCAUUCUGCUGCUGGCGACUGAGACGUCGUGUCCCAUGUGCUCCGAAAAGCUGAGUGCCCAACAGCUGAAGAAGCUCUCCGAUUGUUCCAGUUAUCUGAAACCCGAUGAGGCCGAUCAGUGAAAAAAGAAAAAAAAAAGGCUUGAAUUAAUCAAAAGAAUAAGUGAUGUUUGAAUGUUCAGAAUCAGUUGUAUAUUAUAUAAUUAAAUAUUUUUUAUCACUUUUCUACAGACCCCGUCUUUUACAGCAGGCUUCUCCAGCCUCUUAUGUCUGAGCAACUUGUGCUGAAAGCUCCUGGUGUUUUUUUUUUUGUUUUUUUUUUAUGAUUUAUUUCUAUAUAAAAGAGUUAAAUAUGCUUGUGUCAAGUCAUCUCAGCUCUCUAUAAGCUCAAAAGUUAAAACUCUUGGAGGAAGCUUUGAAAUACCACCAAAGCUAAAAAUGAUGUGGACAAUUCCCAUGUUUUCUAUACAAAGAUGAAACAAUUUUGGGGAAAUAAAAUGUGAACAGUGUCAUAAAAACUCUUGCAGGAUAUGAAAUUCCAAACGCCUUAUCUGUAAUAAACCUGGAAAAGUUAUGAAGAAAGAAAAGCCAUCGCCACGAAUCGGCUGAAUGUAAACGCUCCAGAACGAGAGCAGUGGAUGGAUGUUUUAAGAGUAUUCUGAUGGUGAAACUGAGCUCCAAAAUAAGGAUAAAAGGAAAUACAUUCCUUAAAACAUCUACAAA
This is a messenger RNA of Salarias fasciatus (jewelled blenny), 4731 nucleotides long. RefSeq names its product WD repeat domain 19 (gene wdr19). The transcript is spliced from 36 exons. The coding region runs from base 82 to 4131 and encodes 1349 amino acids. Gene Ontology annotation, cellular component: cilium; intraciliary transport particle A. Lineage: Eukaryota; Metazoa; Chordata; Actinopteri; Blenniiformes; Blenniidae. Gene Ontology annotation, molecular function: protein binding. The record is from RefSeq and is a predicted model, not a curated record. Gene Ontology annotation, biological process: cilium assembly; intraciliary retrograde transport.